AUGGCCGGAGCCGCCUACGCCCGGGCGGCGCUCGCGCUCGCGCUCUGGUGCGCGCUGGCGGCCGCGGCGGCCGGGCAGACCGGCAAGUGGCUGAGAGCACACGCCACGUUCUACGGCGGCGCCGACGCCUCCGGCACCAUGGGAGGCGCGUGCGGGUACGGCAACCUGUACGCGCAGGGCUACGGCACGCGCACGGCGGCGCUGAGCACGGCGCUCUUCGCCGACGGCGCCGCCUGCGGGCAGUGCUACAAGCUGGUGUGCGACCGCAAGACGGACCCGACGUGGUGCAAGCCCGGGGUGUCGGUCACCGUCACGGCCACCAACUUCUGCCCGCCCAACUGGAGCAUCCCCAGCGACCGCGGCGGCUGGUGCAACCCGCCGCGGCCGCACUUCGACAUGGCGCAGCCGGCGUGGGAGAAGAUCGGCGUCUACCGCGGCGGCAUCAUCCCCGUCAUUUACCGAAGGGUGUCGUGCGUGAAGAAGGGAGGGGUGCGCUUCGCCAUCAACGGGCACGACUACUUCAACCUGGUGCUGGUGACCAACGUCGCCGGGCCGGGGUCCAUCAGGGCCAUGGACGUCAGGGGGUCCCGGUCGCCGGACUGGAUGUCCAUGGCGCGCAACUGGGGAGCCAACUGGCACUCCCUCACCUACCUCAACGGCCAGGGGCUGUCCUUCAGGGUCACCGUCACCGACGGCCAGACCAUCGUCUUCGCCAACGUCGUGCCGCCCAACUGGAGGUUCGGCCAGUCCUUCGCCAGCAACCUGCAGUUCAAGCUCUGAGAAAGCAAAGCGUACUAGCUGGUUGCCAUUUCUAUAGGAAACUAAACUUAUUAUUACCUGCUUGGAAUUCAAUCAAAAGAUAUUUUUGUUGAUUGCUUGCGCUUGUAGAGCAUGCAUGCAUGCUGUGUG
This is a messenger RNA of Panicum virgatum (switchgrass), 909 nucleotides long. RefSeq names its product expansin-A13-like. Gene Ontology annotation, biological process: plant-type cell wall organization. Bases 1 to 780 code for a protein of 259 amino acids. NCBI's taxonomy places the organism in Eukaryota, Viridiplantae, Streptophyta, Magnoliopsida, Poales, Poaceae. The record is from RefSeq and is a predicted model, not a curated record. The transcript is spliced from 3 exons. Gene Ontology annotation, cellular component: extracellular region.